Fonsecaea nubica is the source of this 1011-nucleotide messenger RNA. RefSeq lists its product as hypothetical. NCBI's taxonomy places the organism in Eukaryota, Fungi, Ascomycota, Eurotiomycetes, Chaetothyriales, Herpotrichiellaceae. The transcript has 2 exons. The record is from RefSeq and is a predicted model, not a curated record. The coding region runs from base 1 to 1011 and encodes 336 amino acids.
AUGGCCACCACCACCCAGACCGUGACCGCUACUCCUGCAUCUACCCGAGUCUUCAGUUCUUUCAAAUUGGUUGACUCAGAGUCCAACAUCGACUGGCUCAACGAUCUCGAGACUCAAGGUUACGCCGUCAUCAAGGGCGCGGUUCCCGCAGAUCGCGCGGCGUACUACCAGAAAAAGGCCAUCGAGUGGCUUCAGACCUUUGACCCUCAGUUGGACCCGGAAGAUCCUUCGACAUGGAAACAGGAGAAGCUCCCUCUGCAGACGAAUCGAAACACCUACGAACACUAUUCGGUCGUACAUGAAAAGUUUAUGUGGGAGGCUCGCCAGGAGCCUGGUGUCCUUGACGCCUUUCAAAAGAUCUGGGGCACCGACGAGUUGCUCGUCUCCUUCGACUCACUCAACGUCACCCUCCCUAACCUCAAGAAAGCCCGUGCCCCCUGGCCACACGUCGACCAGGCUCCCCGCAAACGAGGCUUACACUGCAUUCAAGGCAUCAUUAAUCUGAGCCAUGCCGGUCCCGAAGAUGGCUCCCUCGUGGUUGUCUCCGGCUCGUCGAAACUGACCGAAGAGUUUUUCGAGACGCAGACAGACCCUGCCACUUGGGAGUGGAGGGACAAUCGUUAUUUCGAUGACAAGGACAUGGAGUGGUUCUUCGCUCGAGGAUGCAAGAUUACCAAGGUUCUGGCCGAACCUGGCGAUUUGAUCCUCUGGGAUUCGCGCACCAUUCACUGGGGCGGGGAGCCCACGGAGAAGAGCAACACAGUCCGUACUGUCAUCUAUGCGGCCUACGCGCCAGCCAAGCUGGCAUCCAAGGAGGCUCUCGCAGAAAAGGCAAAGAUUUUUGAUGCGUGGGGUGCCACCACCCACUGGCCUCACGACAACAUCAAGCUCCGCGAGCUGCAGGCAUCAUACCCUGAUGGCACCCCAGAUCCUCGACACCGCUCAGAGCCGCUCGAGAAACCGCAGGUCACCGAUAAACUGCUUAAGAUGGCUGGUUGCAAGCCGUACUGA